Messenger RNA from Trematosphaeria pertusa, 4839 nucleotides. RefSeq lists its product as uncharacterized. The annotation marks the transcript as partial. Lineage: Eukaryota; Fungi; Ascomycota; Dothideomycetes; Pleosporales; Trematosphaeriaceae. The transcript has a single exon. The record is from RefSeq and is a predicted model, not a curated record.
AUGGCCACCUUUCUCACUGCGGCGGUGGCCGUCGUCCUUGCACAAGUUGCAAUCGACGUUGCACCGACAGCUCCCAUGCUCUCUGCCGGCCUCUGGGCCACAGCCGUCGGAAUUGUUGCGACACCCCAUUACUUGCUUGCCGCCAACCAAUGGAAUCAGCAGCCUGCCACCGACUACGCCGCGAGCGUUGCGGAGCCCCCUCCCCAAGUAGCGGCCCAACAGCAAGCCGGCAGUACGAGUCGUCACGUCGCAACUGUAGUGUACAAGUACUGGACCAAAGCUGCCGAUGCCAUUUUGACUCCUGCCGGAACCUGCCCCCAAGCAGCGACCCAACAGCAAGCCAGCAGUACGAGUCGUCGCGUCGCAACUGUAGUGUACAAGUACUGGACCAAAGCUGCCGAUGCCAUUUUGACUCCUGCCGGAACCUGCUCCCAUGUUGCCUCUAACAGCGAUCCUGCCAGUAGCUCGACGAGCACAUUUGCAGCUAUGGUUCAGGCACCUAUGACUGCUUCUAGCCCUGUGACCACGCCCGAAGCGGGUCCCACGACCCCGAAGCUGGGGUAUACUCUCAAGACCCAGCUCGGUGCAUUCUGGAAUGCCAUUGCGGAUUUCGCAUCCACGUGCUUUAGCUAUAUGUACGCUCGGCUCGUUGGCUUCUGGAGCUUUAUUACAGAUUUCGCUUCGGGAUUCUUUGGCCACGUUUACGACCUGCUCAACUUUACAUGGACUCUCCUUUCGAAACUCCUCGCCGACUUCUUCAAUUUCGCCUAUGCAAAGCUUGUUCUGCUCAGGAACAUACUCUCGAACCCUAUCGCGUCGGUCUUCAGCCCAAUGUACGCUCAACUGGCCUCCUCCUGGAGCUUCCUCACUACCUCCGCCGCUUCAACCUUUCAUUGCGACUCGUAUCCUUGUGGUGACGCGGCAGAUGUCGCCAUCAGGGCCCUCGUUCUCUCUACAAUCAUUAUACUUAACAUUCGCAUGUUCCCCGUCCCAAAACCGAGGUUCGCGAAGCUCGUCAGCCUUCUUUGUCUGGUCCCUAUCAUUCUCCCGAUCGUGGACCAUUUACAUUGUCCCGCGGAUGUUGGAAUCGCCGUCUUUGUAUUCGUGGCUGUUUAUGGUACGCAUCGCCUCUUUCUAAGCUUCGUAUUUCUUGAAGCUGCUGGGCGGUGGGUAACCGAUAUGACUGUCCGCGUGGGGCAAGCUAGCGGCCAGUGGUUGUUCCAGGCCUGGGAUAUGGCACAUCACUGGGUUGCACGAGUUGCCGUAGCGCUUAUAACGCUAUUAAUACCCGGGGUUUUGCGCUGGUUCUCUCCCGAUUCAUAUACAAUCGCUCUCAAGGAGAAUACAACCAACGUCUUCCGCGUUUGUCGCAAGGCCGCAAGCAAUUCCUUCAGCAGCGUCAGCCGCACUGCUAUGGAAGUGGCUCCCACGGGAGAAUAUAACUGGCUUGUCCGGGGUGCUGCUAUGGUCGGGCCCAUCGUUGUUAUUGUUUAUCCAGGCCUCGUCUGGAUCCACCGCCUUCCCCUCGCUGGAGUUCGCUACCUUGCCUACUCCACUCUCGCUACGAGCACCAUUGGAUUCGCCUUCCUCUGGCAUGAAUACUUUGGCUUCCAGACCCGCGAUGCUGCACUCCUGCUUCUCGGCAUUGUUGUUUCUGGUUUGAUCAACGGCAUUUGGAACCCGUUCGCUCGUUGGAUCGUUCGUUGUUUUCUGCGGGCUGGCGCCGCGAUCGCUGACUUUGCCCGUUGCGUAGGACGCGUGAUUCGGCGAGCCGGCGCUACUGGUCUCGAUCUCAUGCAUUGGAUCCGGGAUUGCGUUGAGCAGGCACUAGCUGCCAUGACAGACUUCUCCCAGCACCUUCAGGCACUAAUCCAGUACUACGACAACUUCACCGUGGCCACCUGGGGCAUGCUCUGGAAUCUCAUUCGACCCACUCUUCUAGUGCUUCUCAACCACGUAGGGGACUCCAUCCGCAACGUUGAUCGGGGGAUUUGGAGCUGCGUUACACUUGCCGCUGUGGCGCUAUCCUUCAUUGAUAACGAGCUUCGUGGACAUUUGGACUGGUGUCCAUUGCUCGCUUGGCGUUGGCUUUGGCGCGCUCCCAUCAUCGCAACAUCCGUCGCUAUCCCGAUGCUAACGAUCAUUGCCGUGGUAAAAAGCCGUGGUCAGCAAAGGGUUAAGCUACUAUGCGUGUUGCUUGGAAGUGUUGCAGUAGAGGGUGGGGUUGCUUACUGGUGUCCGUAUGUCCACUGCGCUGUGGAGUGCAUCCAGGAUGCGCACAUUAUCAUCGCUACGUCGACAAUGCUCCUACUCCUGGGUCUCUGGGGUAAACUUGGCUUUUUGAAUGCAAGCACUGCUGCGUCGGAUGAUGAUAGCCCGGACGCUGGAGGUGCUUCGGUCGAGGAGAAGGAGCCAGCUAAGACUGUGAGGGAGACCAAAACGCCCCAAGGGGAUGCCGCAAGUCAACCCAAUGGAGCUGUCGAAAAGCAGAAGCAUGCCAAGAAAGAGGAAACGCCGCUGGAGCGUCAAACCGGGGCUCAUAUCGAAGACAUGCUGGAUACGAAGGCUGAUGGUAGGCCGGACGCUGGACCUGCUGCCGUUGGUCAGAAACAAUCAAUGAUCAAGUCUCAGCCUGACCAGAAUGCUCCAAGCCAACCCGAUGAACCGGUGGAUAAGACUGAGCCCGAGGAGAAUGCUGCGGAUCAACCUGAUGAAACUAAUGACAGUAAGGAGCGACCUGGGACCGAGACACAGUCCGACGAGAAGGUGGGCCGUGAGACCGACACUAAGGCUGAGACAGCCGACGACAAUAUUGCCAGUCUACCCGACGAACCGGUUGAGCAUCAGCAGUGUGCCAAUGAAGAGCAAAAACUGGCUACGACAGAGACUCAUCCAGAAGCGAAUACCACGGAUCAGUCCAGCAAGGCUGUUGAAAAGCAGGCCCAGGUCAACAAAAAGGAAACGCCGCUAGAGCAACAGACCAAGGCUCAUAUCCGAGACAUGAUGGGUCCGGAGGCUGAUAUUGAGAAGGCCAUCAAAAAGGACCAGCAUCCCGAUGGAGACGAACUCAAGCUCGUGCAGGACCAAAGGGCGCACAACGGAGAUGUUCUGGAUGACAUGCAGAGCACACGCUCCAAGGCUAAGAAAGUCAUGAACAAGCACAAGGAGAAGGCGGAGAAGAAGCGCGCUGAGGAGCAGGAAGCUAGAAACUUUACAUCGGACUUGGCGUCGAGAAAAGCCCGGGUCGCGGGUAGGAAGCUUCGGGGUGACCCAAAUGCUGCCAUGUGGGCUGGGCUUGGAACCGGAGAGCCGCAGAAGCAUUCUGAGCCUGAUGCUGACUCGUUGGCUAAUAGGAUCGGGAUUGGUGCGGGUGAAAAGAGCCCGCAGGGUCCCGCGCCUGAAAAGCCCAGGAACGAGGACUCCGGCGAGGCCCACGCCACGGAAAAGGAACAGCACAUAUCCACGCGACCGCUGCCUGGACGGGAACAGGGUCAGGCGCUGUGGAAGGCGUUCGCGCAUGGCAUGGAUGCCGGAAAGGGCGCAGGCGCAGAGUCGGCUGCUGGUGAUGAGAGCAUUCUGAAGGGAGACGAGCUUAAGAGCUCGCAAGACCCUGCGCCUGAGAAGCCCGGAGACGAGGAGUCUGGCGACCCUCAAACCGCCAUGAGAUCUGACAUCCCCAGGAGACUGUUGCGCUCAAGGGAAGAGGUCCAGGCGCAGUGGGCGGGGAUUAUGAGAGACGUAGCUUCCCCUAAGCCUUCUGCAUCGCAGGAGUCGCAAGACGGGGUGCAAGAUGAAGAGCGUCCAUCUUCUACGCAACAGCCAGCCUCACUCCUACCCCUACCUGGAAGGGAACAGUUCAAGAAGGGUUGGGAGCAGUUCAUGAAAGAUAAGGCUGGUCCUGAGGCUUCUGAGUCGCGGGAGUCUCAAGGCGGGGCGCAAGAGGAAAAGCGCUCAUCGUCUACGGAGCAGCCGGCACCUCAGACGAUCGGAGAAGGUGGAUCCACCGACUUUCCAAAUCCCAGCGAUACGAAGCGGUCACCGGAACAGCCCACAGGCGCAAAGAUGGCUUUAGGUGGUGCUGGGGAUCCCGAGGAUUCUGACUCCAAGUCUGAUAAAGACGAGGACAAGAAAGGCGAUAAGGAUGCGAAAGGCAAGGCGCCCCAGUCUCCAGAGCCCAAAAAACCUAGCGAGGACAAGGAUGUCAAGGUCCAGAAAUCCAGUGAUGAAAAGGCAUCUAAUGAUGCAGUGUCGUCCAGCAUGCCCGUCGAUUCCAGUCCUAAGUCUGGCGAGACGUGUAAUGAAGAGAUAGGGAUACCGAGCGGAAAAUCUGAUUCCUCGGAGCAGCCGCGUUUGGACAGCUCCCCCGAACCUAAGAGCACGCCCAAACCCGAAACUCCACCCAAAUCAGAGACUCCCACAAAGAGUGCGACCCCCGCUGAGCAGCAGACGGCUCCCACUUCCGAGCCGAAACCAGAUGUCGCUCCAGCGCCGCGCUCCCCAAAGCCCUGGGAGCGACCAAAGUUCAAUGCUGACGAUUUCCCACUGCCCGUCAAACCAACCGAAGCACAACUUGCAAAAGGCCCGAACAGUGCAAAGGCGCGCCGUGAGAGGUUGCUGGGAGGAGAAAGUCUUUUGACACGCUUGAGGAAAGAAAAGGAGGCGGACGAGGAAAAGAAGAAGAAAGAGAACGCUGAUUCUUCAGGCGCGGGAGAUGAUCCAAAUGCUUCGUCGUCUAGUGGUACUGCUUCUGGUCCUUCUCAACCUCUUACGGGAAGUGUGGACGGCAAAGCGCUGGCCGAAGAACGUGACAAGCGAGAGCGGGAGAAGCAAAGACAAGAG